Portunus trituberculatus (swimming crab) is the source of this 312-nucleotide messenger RNA. Its product is annotated as cold shock protein CspA-like. The record is from RefSeq and is a predicted model, not a curated record. The transcript has 2 exons. Lineage: Eukaryota; Metazoa; Arthropoda; Malacostraca; Decapoda; Portunidae. Gene Ontology annotation, biological process: regulation of gene expression. Gene Ontology annotation, molecular function: nucleic acid binding. Bases 1 to 312 code for a protein of 103 amino acids.
AUGGCAGGCCAGCAGCACCAAGGCGAAGUCAAAUGGUACAACUACAAGCGUGGUUACGGCUUCAUCAGGGACCACAGUACAAAGACAGAUGUCUUUGUACACUUCUCCGGCCUAAAGCGAUCCCUACAGAAACGUCUCCCCCGUGAAGGAGACAAGGUACACUUCACCGUCCAUAUGGGAGACAAAGGACCGGAGGCCCGAGAAACCGAGAGGACCAGCAGUGCUUCACACCAAAAGCCACCCCUCAGGACAGUCGGCUUGGAUUUCAUUGGUGUGCGGCGAUCGGAACCUUAUUUAGGUAUUGUGGCUUAG